Molecule: messenger RNA, 1449 nt
Organism: Suillus subalutaceus
Lineage: Eukaryota; Fungi; Basidiomycota; Agaricomycetes; Boletales; Suillaceae
Product: Formyltransferase
Exons: 7
Coding region: 1-1122 (373 amino acids)
Biological process (GO): conversion of methionyl-tRNA to N-formyl-methionyl-tRNA; biosynthetic process
Cellular component (GO): mitochondrion
Molecular function (GO): methionyl-tRNA formyltransferase activity
Source: RefSeq, a predicted model, not a curated record
AUGACCCACUUUCCUCCAAUUAAUACGUUGCCCUUGCAGAUCGCUUCUCGAGCUGUGGUGGGUAGUAGUAAUGCCGCAAAGAAGCCGUUCGACAUCCUGUUCUUCGGUCGCGACGAAUUCUCUUGCAACGUCUUCAAGCAAUUGCACGACGCCCGAGAUGUUUGGCAGUCCAUCUCAAUUGCUACUAAUCCAGACGUGAAAACUGGUCGACGGGGUUCUCAUUUAUCGAUUUCUCCACUCAAACUACUUGGAGAAUCUCUCGAGGUUCCGGUUCACACUAUACCACGACGAAAGGUUGACUUCAGGGGUUGGAUGCCUCCCCCACCAUUUACGAGUACCGACGAAGCUCACGUCUCCGUCCCUGCCAGUGAAACUCAUCUUCUUGUUACUGCUUCCUUCGGGCGUAUUCUCCGCCCUUCACUCCUACGUCUCUUUCUGCCGGGUCAGCGACUUAAUGUUCAUCCAAGCUUACUGCCUGCAUAUCGAGGUCCGGCGCCCAUCCAGAGAGCUUUGAUGCGAGGAGAAAAUGUGACAGGUGUGUGCGUCAUUGAUAUGAUGGAGAAGAAGGAAGGAAUCGAUGCUGGAAGCGUGUGGGGCUGCGAGAGAAUGGUUGUUCCAGAAAGCGCGACAUUUCCUUCAAUGUCCGUGGAGCUGGCCCGGACCGGAGGAGAUUUACUUGUCACGGUGCUUCGGGAUAUGUUACUAGGAAGGGCCCGUAGCAUCCCGCAACCUCCCGUCUUAUCUACCACCCCUCAUGCUUCUGCAAUAUCCGCUUCCGAUGCACAGGUUGAUUUUACAUCCCAAACUGCAUUGGACAUAGUCCGACUUUCUCGCGCCAUCUCACACCAGCGUCCUAUCACGACUACAAUGCCCGAUGGACGCACUCUUCAGUUGCACCAUCUCAGUGUCUCCAGGAGCCAUGAUGAUUUAGGCCCUGUUGAGCCUGGUUGGGCAGUGUAUUCGCCACGUACACACACGGUACUCAUAAAUUGUGCUGACAGAGAGUGGCUGAGUGUUUUAAAGUUAAAGACCCAAGAUCGUGCGCUUCUGGCUGCGAAGGAAUGGUGGAAUGGAGUAAAGGGGCUAGGCCUGCUACACGAGGGUAUGCUGAAACUUCUCUAGAGAGUUCUUUCAUAUCGGUGUAUCACUUAGUCUUAGAGAAGCACUUCUCGAGCGCUUGUUACGGGGCCAGGCUUGAUUCAUAUUCAAGGAAGCACGCUGCGCAGUCCGGCAAAGGUCCGCCACAGUCCCGGGUCUAUGGAUAAUGAUUGUCACUGAAGUGCCUCGUGGGGAUGCAUGUGGUUCAGGAUCGAUUUAGGAUUGUAUCGGCUACAACCCUUGAAGAAGUGUGCAGUAGGUUUGUUCAAGUGGGUCUAAUCAUGUAUUGAAAGCCCUGCAACCCUUGAAGAAGUGUGUAGUGGGUUUGUCCGAUAAGUGUGAGCUUGGUCC